This is a messenger RNA of Suillus bovinus, 1659 nucleotides long. RefSeq lists its product as uncharacterized. The transcript has 3 exons. Bases 1 to 1659 code for a protein of 552 amino acids. The record is from RefSeq and is a predicted model, not a curated record. Lineage: Eukaryota; Fungi; Basidiomycota; Agaricomycetes; Boletales; Suillaceae.
AUGCCGUCUACACGGCAGGAAUGGCUUGUUAUUUUCUUCACCGUUAUCUUUCAACUCUGUCCUGCUGUCAUGGCCCAGAACGAUAACAGUAGUUACGACCAUGACCCUAUCCUACAGUAUAGACCCGCGUUCGUCGAGUCCUUACCAGUCCAGAUCCUCCUGACAGGCGUGGUCCUCACGCUUGUCGUCGUUCUGCUUCUUCACCUACUUUUUACUGCUCAGUAUCACUGGCCCCUGGCUCGUGUCAAUUAUAUGCUGCAGCUCACCGGGGUGGUGACCUUACUCGCUUCCGUCACCGCCACUAUCUAUGUCGUGUUCUCCUCCAAUGUAGAGGAGAGUCAACAUUGGCCAUACAUGUUGAGCUAUCUAGCUGUGGACAUGCCACAGUAUGGCGUCGUCGUAACGGGGAAUACCUCAGAUCCUGCUGUGGUAUAUGCACACCGAUGGUCACUUGUCGAGGGCGCUACAUGGACCGUAAUGAAUGCGACUACAUCUAUGGUUAUACAGAUUACCCACAUUCAUUUUCUGACCUUACUGUUUCCCUCAAACCUCGAGGCAAGACUCAUUUUCGGCCUGCUUGGUCCGUUGGCCAUUAUCUCCGCUAUAAUGCAACUGCUCCCUAUCUUCUACGGGAUGAGCUCAAUCUCACUCGCGGAGGACACCCGCAAUGUGUGCAAUGCAGCUUUGUCACUGUUGUUCACUUCUGCACUAAUAAUCUGGGGCUUUUUUGUUAACCGCGAGGCGGCAUGGCGCACCGAUGGUGGGACAUCAGCGUUCGGUGCUGGCGCGAUCGUCCUCGCCCUCCUGUCGACCACGCUCAAUUUCAUCUACAUACCGAGUCAAGACCAAUAUGGAUGGAUGCCAAAACUUAUGUGGAGCGUGGUUAUGUGGCAAAGUUUCCUUGGAUGGUGGUGGUGGGUUGGUUCUGGGAUGGGCGUCGGCGAGGUAGAAGAGCUGCUGAUGAAGGAGGAGAAACGUGAGAGAAAGAGGAAACUGAGAGCACAGAAGAGGAAAGAACAACGGGAGAAAGCCAAGACCAUGUGGAAGGGUGUCACCGGUGCAUUCACAACGAAGCGCGAUCACUUUGAGAGCCGAAAUUCCAGCCAGGGGCACGAAGGACUUGAUAAUUCUGAACCAUUGGACGUUCUCACUUCUGACAAUGCCCUAUCAACUGCAGGUGCAACGGCACAGGGGUCGUCAAGGGGCAUGCUACCUCUACAAUUUGUAAACAGAUGGUACGCACGCUUGCGCCACGCGCAUCUUACUGCAGCGAGACUACAAGCUGUCGAGCGCGUGGAGCGCAUACAUCAAGUGUUUGGCCGUGAAGAGACCCGAAAUACGAUGCGGGAACCUGGUUCCCAGGUCGUCGGAUGGGGACUAGGUAGCUAUGGACUACGGGGCGUAGAGCGGGAUCGAAGGGAAGGACAGGGGCUACAAAUCACCAUUGAAGUGGACGAGGAUAUAGAUAAUCCAGGCAAAAUCGCAGAACCAGAAUCACUGCCGCAGGACCAGUUCUUUCGGCGGCGUGGCUACCAACCUGAACCUGGGCCCUCGCAACAUAAUAUACCUGCGCCAGAGACAGACUUUGGAUGGACAUCAUUUUGGUGGUGGGGGCCUCUUCGGCGGUGGCGUUUACGGGACUCCACGGCUUACAGGUGA